GUCCCAGCGGCGCGCUGGUGGCUUGGAGGAUGCCACGGAUAUGGUGGAAGGCAGUACUCAUGGCUUGGGCCCGUGCCGCUGACUGGGAAGCUGUGGGCCUGGAUGUCGAAUGCCGUGGCCCAGGGACAGUCGAUUCAGUGAGCUUCUACACGCUACACGAGCCAGUGCUCGCAGAGCAAGACUGCAAGGACCUUUGUGUGGCCGACCUUGACUGCGUUGGUAUCGAGUACUCCCUGCUCUUCCAGAGAUGUGAGGUUUGGACAUCUCCAAUAGAGGAUUUUAUGCCGUCAAUUGACCACAACUGCUACAAGUUAUUGCCAUCAACAUCUAGUACUGUGAGUUCCACGGCAUCCUCAACAACAUCAACGACAACAACAACGUCAACAAGGUCGACAACGUCAACAACGUCGAGAUCAAGUGCUACACUCACUGAGACCGUAUCAACGGCUACGUCGACUUACACAUCUUCCCAAUCUUUGACGACGUCAACGAGAUCCGUGACCUCAACGUCGGCUUCUCUCACGAGAACAUUCACCAGCACGAGAUCAUCAACUAGAACGUCAAGUGUGACAAGCACAGUGUCAACCACUUCAACUGGUUCCGCAACUUCCGCAACUGCUGCAACUUCUGAGACUUUUUCUACAACUACCUCGAGGGUUGGUUUACUGACAUCGACCUUGACAACAACAGUAAGUGCAAGCUCAACUACAAGCUCUACAAGCUCUACAAGCGUUGCUCCAGCUCCGUACACUUCAGAAUUGAGCCUUACUGGCAAUCUCGUGGCGACCACAGAAAGUGUGCUUAGCACUGAACAGAGCAUCGGAACAUCGACAUCAACGACAGUACCAAUGUCAACAGAAACAACAGAACCAGCAGACCUUUCGGAGGUUGACGAAAAGAGACACCAAGAUUCUGCGAGCUUGAUUGAACCUGGAAGACUUUGCCUGCACAACUCCGAAUGGAGCUGCUUUGAUGUGCAAGAAACCAAAAAGACACUGGCAGAGCGUGAACGCGAUCUCCUUCAGCACUUGAAGUCCACUGAGGUGGGGACGGCAAAUUUCAAGCUGGGUGACGAGAUGAUGGUUGCUGAGAUCCUUUCCACAGCGUUGGAGUGGACUGUUGGGAACGUAACCAUUUUCGUCCCAGAGUCCUUUCUUCCUGCUAUCGGUGGUUCAGGUGCCUUGAUUGCCACAUCGCUGGAUCCCUUUGACCACUACGCGAAGUAUCCUUUGGUCAGCCACAGCGUGACGCCAAACACAGCAGCUUUGCUCAGCCUCCGCGCCACAGGUGCAGAUUUCCAAAACAUCAAGGUGCAGAACCUUUCAGAGCCCAUCCGUUUCAGCCUACUCGUUGAUCCCAACAGAGAAGCCUUUUGUGCCUACUGGGAUGAAGAAGAAAACAGAUGGUCCCAGAAAGGCAUGGAGACAUUGUGGCGAGAUGAGACUGGAAGACUCAUGUGCGCGUCUUACCAUUUGACACUCUUUGGUGCAGUUCUUGGUGGUUUCAUCGAUGCGUUGCUGUGCUCCCAAGCGACACUUCUCUCCAGUGAGAGUGUGAGGACUGUCUUUGGAACAGCUUGGUACUGGGAGAAGGAUGCGAAACUGUUUUGGAUUGCCAUUCUUCUGCAGUCGCUUUUGAUGAUCCUGGCCUGUGCUUGCGAUCAUCGUCCCAGUCGAGGUGCUUGGCUGGACGAGAACUUUGUGACCACCAAUCCGCAUCGAGCCAAAGCAUCACAGUACGCUCGCACAAGAGCCAAGACAACGCUCACAGGCCGAGUGAACAUCGACAGGCAAAAUGCACGAUACCUGGCGGGUGGCAUUGGCAGCGGCUUCUGCUCCAGCUUGAAAGAGACCGCCAUGAACUUUUUGGACGUGAUCGGCUCAACUUGUGAAGCCUCCUUCAGCUACAUGCGAAACUUCGUGGUUUGCGCCUGGGAGACUUCCUGGGAGCUGCUGUGGCCUUCGGAAGGAAACAAUCGCAAGGCAACGAUUCGGCGUUUGAUGGCCAGAAUGGUUGCAUCGAGUCUUGAAUAUCAGGCAUGCGCCUCUAUGUGGCUUUCGCUGGAGGAUGUACGUUUUCUUCUGGAGGAGGACCAACUAGCAGCAACUGGAGCGAGCAGACCUUCCACGCCUUCUACACGUGCUUCAGCCAGCAAAGCUGAUACAAUCUCCGUGAAGUCCGUGGAGGGUGAGGAGUUGCGAGUCUCAGAGGUGAAGAUCAAGGUCUUGCAUCGAUUAGUGGAGGAACAGCUGACUCAGCAACAUGAAACGCUCAUGCAAUCUGCCGGUCGCGGGAGCUUUCUAGCGAAGACCGCCGCAAGACUUUUUCUUUCACAGGCUCCAUGGUUGACUGUUCUGCACCGGAGCAUCUUCAUCAGUUCAUCGUUGAGUACGGUGCUUUUGCUUUGCCGCAUUUCUGGGGCGUUGGCAGUCACGGCGCUGUUUUGGCAAAACUCAGCAGGCAGCAAAUUGUGUCGUAAAGAUAUGGACAUGUGGGAUACUCUGGGAAAGUGCGUUGCAGUGGCCCUUGCAACGCUACUCCUAGCGAGCAUUCCGGAAAUGUUGCUUUCGAAGUUGCACAUCCGCGAGUUUGUGAAAGUCGACGAGGAGGACAUGUCCAGAGUGAUACGGAGGUGGCGCUGCAGAGACAGAGUGCUGUGGGUUUCCAGUGUGAGCUACAUCACAUUUUGUCUCAUGUUUGUGACAUCGUUCUUGGCCAAUGUUAAUCCAAAGGAUGUCAGAGAUUGGGAGAUCAGUGCAACCAUAGAGAUCUGCACGGACUUGAUCCUGGUGCCAAGUUUCAUGACUUUUCUGUUCUUGGCGGUCACUGGCAUCUCAGCGCGCUGUUGGAAGGAUGUCGUAGAGGAAAGUGCUGAGCACAUAGGUUGCGGUGAUUCGAUGGAGCAGCAGUUCUCCAUUGUCCCAAGACCACCACAAAGACCACGAAGAUCACGCAGCCUCAGCCAGAUGAAGUCAACAGAGACUCUUCCGGCUCUUCUCCGCAAAAUGGAAUCAGAGGCAAAAAGCGGCAUCUUUAGCAAAGUUCCGAGCUGUGGUGCAUAGCAACCGAAGUCUGAAUCAUAUUUGGAUAUAGUGAUCGUUAUGUGAUCGUUGUACAUAGUUCAGGCCAUGUUUGGUGGACUGUUCAAGAUGCAACCGCCCCAUGUUACCCAUACUGGGUGCUCUUGCAGCGAUUUUCACCCAGAUGUCACAGAUGUCGGGCCUUUUUCCACGCUGCAUGACAGCUAGGCCCGGCCGCGCUCGGGCGCGCUCGAAACAUCGAGACAUGUCGCACCCAGCAGUGGUGGAUGUCGAGAGAUGUCGAGGAUCGAAGGCUGGUAGUUUGACCCCUUCGCCUUGGAGGUGUCAGGAGUAAAA
Messenger RNA from Cladocopium goreaui, 3377 nucleotides. The record is from the annotation of a GenBank genome assembly. Lineage: Eukaryota; Dinophyceae; Suessiales; Symbiodiniaceae.